ACAGCCAAUCAGCGAAGGCAUUUUUGGUCGUUGCCAGUAACCCAUGUACACAAUUUAGCGAGGAAUUGUAGGGGCACUGUACGUGAACGAUCAACCAGCUUGGGAAAAAUACUUUCUAUUUGUAUACAUAGACACGAAACACCCAGCUCGACACGGAUACGUGUGUUCAGUGAUCAUAUUUCUCAUCGCAUAUUGCCAUGUAUCUCGGAGACGGGCUGCUGUUUGAACUAGAAAAUGGAAAACCCAAGUUGAUCGUGCUCAGUAACGGUGUUGAGAGGAAUCUAGGAAAGCAUUCUUUCAGGACCCGCCCGGCCAGCAUCUGGCGCUCCAGUCAGCCGCCCUGCAUGGUCCAGGAGGUGCCUGCACGUCAAGCCCGGCAGUGCACAAGUCGGCCCAGAGGUGCCAAGAACAAGGCAGGGGAGGGAUUGUCCUUCGACUCCAGUGCAGUGGCUGAGCGGGGGGUAGCCAGUCGGACAGCUUCCAAAACACAGGAGCAUCAUACAGGCGGGGGCAGAGCCAAAGUUGUACCCAAGGUGAAGUCAGACCGGCACAAAUGCAGCACUUCCACGGGAUCCCUGACAGCAGGUGGGAAUACUGGGAGGACGCAAGGCAGCAUGAAGGCAGGACCAAAGCACUCUCAGGUCACUGAGAAUAAAGGACAGAACGACACGGCGGUGUGUUUGACCGGCGAGCAGGUGCGGCAGAUCCUCAACGCCGUCCAACCCUCCAGCCAUGACCAACACACCGAAGAGGAGCAGAGCGUUCUCAGUUGUGAUGGACAUCAAGGCGGAGGAGAGAUGGAGGACAGACUAGGAUGGGCUGAAACAAAGGGAGGAGAAACCACUUUAAUAUCACCACCAAAAGACAACAGGUCACAUGGAGGUUUGUUCAGCUGGCUGGAGGAGCGCGAGGUCGACACCAAAGCAUGCGUGGAAGCCAAGAAAGCUCAGUGGAGACGGGAACUAAAUGAACAGGUGGCCCUGAAGCAGCAGCAGCAACACCAUGUGACCUCAGUCAGGCUGCAGUCAGAGGAGGACACAGCUCAGUUGUUUGGUCGACACAGAGAGCAGCCUGCAGCCAUCAGGUCCAGCCUCAGACUCGGGGCAGUGACUCCCAUGGAGGAGGUGCUGACUGUUGAGAGGAGAGAGGAGCAGAGGCGGCGCUGGCUGGAAGAGCUGGACCGACAGAGGGAGGAGACUAAGGAGCGCAGAAGACAAGAGAAGCUGCUGCAGAGUCAGAAAGAAGAUCAUGACCUCUGGGCCUCACACUUCGACUCAAUGCAGAGGAGACCCCCUGCAGCCUCUCCAGUACCGCCUCUGGUUCCGCCCCCAGUACCUAUCAGUGUUUCCAAGCGAGGGGACUGGGAUCCCUCAUCCAACUUGUCUCUGGCGUGGGACGCCUCAAGCAGCUGUGGAGCAGACAGUGUAGACCGAGCCAGCGUGGACCCCAGUAGCAGAUACACGACCAGAAGCAGCUAUCUGAGGAGCAUGACAGCCUUGCUGGAUCCGGUACAGAUGGAGGAGAGGGAGAGGAGGAGGCUCAAACAGCUGGAGCAGCAAAGAGCCAUCCAGGCACAGGUGGAGGAGCGCCGCCAGCAGAGGGAGCAAGAGGAGGCCAGGAGGAAGACUGAGGAAGAGGAGGAGGAGCGGAGACUGACGAUGGAGUGGAACAUUCUGCACACAAAAUACCAGGAGGACACACACAAGGAGCAGCUUAAGGAGCAUGGUUGUGGUGAAGUAGGAGUGAAGGAGUCACUGGAGCUCAGUGUUUUGCGUCCAGCUGACAGAUCGUCAGAGAAGAGAGACACAGCUGUACAGACAGAAGCACCUCCUCCCCUCAGAGAAGACAGUGCUCAGACUACUGGCGUACCCACUCCUUCAAACGUCAAGAAGCGAGCUGUGAGAGGAGGCAAGGAGAGAAUGUGUCUGCCUGAAGGAGGAGGCGGAGGAGGAGGAGAUCCAUAUGAAGCUUUUGCCAGGACAGAGAGGAGCAACGAGAAGAGGAGGCCUGAGUGGAACACACACAGGCCCAGUCGGCGCUUUGUUCCUGCCUCAGAGCGCUACCCGGUCACGCUGCAAAGGAGUCGCCAGGAGAGUCGACUCAAGAGGCAGGAGGAGCUUCUCACCCUGCAGGAUCGGAACUGCCUGUCCAGAAGUGGCGCUCCUCCACCUCAUCAGGAUGCCCAGCUCUCCUCCAAGGCAACUCAGUCUAGAACCAGCAAGGUGGACUCCAACAGUCGCAACGUCCCUGCGGUUGUCAGCACUGAAAGGGGGAGCAUUCCUGCCGUCAAACAGCACGCACAGCCGCCUGUCCUAGAGUUCAUCCCUUACGUCCGCACUGAUGAAGUCUUCAAUCUGGACCCCACAGAGCCCGCGAACACACCCCCUCCACACACAGUUUCUCUUCCUUCUGAUGCAUCGCAUGGAGACCUUCUACUUGGCAAUACACAGCGACAGCAGGAGAUCCUGAAAGGGCUGGCACAGCUACGCCAGGGUUUGCUACAGAAGCAGAGGGAGCUGGAGACUGAUUUGAGGCGCCAUGACGAUCAGCGCCUAUCACCUUCGACGACAGAGUGACUUUCUGUUCAACAUGAUCACUUGUAGCACUGAGUCGCCACCACUGAAGACACAGAAUGGUCAAAGACAGGGGUGUCCAAAGUCCGGCUCGCGGGGGCUGUUAAUAAAAAUCUUUAUCAAUGAGAAACUAUUAGAUAUUACACUAAUUUGCUUUGUAACCUCUAACACAAAGCUAAUAUGUAUGUUCUGUUCGGAUAGCUUAGCAUAUACAGUAUUGUCCUACAUUGGAUAGGUUUUAGCAUCUUUUAUGUACAAAAUCUAUCAAAGUGGCCCCCGCAACCCGUCAAUUUUUCUGUAUGCGACCCUCGGUGGAAAAAGCUUGGACAUCCCUGAUCUGCACGUCUUUAUCUCAAUUUUCUAUUAAUUUAUUGCAGUUGCCAAUAAAGUAGCAAGUGUGUGACUUUCUA
Messenger RNA from Dunckerocampus dactyliophorus (ringed pipefish), 2983 nucleotides. RefSeq names its product coiled-coil domain containing 66 (gene ccdc66). The record is from RefSeq and is a predicted model, not a curated record. NCBI's taxonomy places the organism in Eukaryota, Metazoa, Chordata, Actinopteri, Syngnathiformes, Syngnathidae. Gene Ontology annotation, cellular component: microtubule; cilium. Bases 198 to 2576 code for a protein of 792 amino acids. Gene Ontology annotation, biological process: cilium assembly. Gene Ontology annotation, molecular function: microtubule binding. The transcript is spliced from 21 exons.